Messenger RNA from Postia placenta MAD-698-R-SB12, 1236 nucleotides. RefSeq lists its product as hypothetical. The coding region runs from base 98 to 874 and encodes 258 amino acids. Lineage: Eukaryota; Fungi; Basidiomycota; Agaricomycetes; Polyporales; Adustoporiaceae. Gene Ontology annotation, cellular component: extracellular exosome; endoplasmic reticulum-Golgi intermediate compartment. Gene Ontology annotation, molecular function: calcium ion binding. The record is from RefSeq and is a predicted model, not a curated record. The transcript is spliced from 9 exons.
CGCUCUCUUCAUCUUCAUCCGUCUCGCUGCAGCUCAUGGCGAUCAUGGGGCCGGGCCUGCACCAGGAGAGACGGUCCAACAGUACGCGCAGAGACACAUGGCGUCGGAACACCACAUCGACUCGUUCGACCCGCCCAGUUUCUUCCAGCUCCACGAUCUGAAUAGAGACGGCAUCUGGGACCGCGAAGAAAUCGAAGCGAUAUAUGGCGUGCAUCACAUUUAUUCACAAAAGAAAUCCAAGGAUGACAUCGAGCACCAGAAGAAGGCAGACCAUAUCGUCAACACCGUCCUUGGGACUAUUGACAAGGACAAGGACGGGAAGAUCACACAGGACGAAUUCGUGAGCGUUGGCCUUGAUGGGCUCCCGAAUUUUGACAACCUCGGCGCGGAGGGACACCACUAUGACGUCGAGAGCGAAUUCUUCCUGCACCACGAAGAGGAAUUCCACGCCACGCCCGAAACCCAAACCGAUGAGUCAUACACACAUCCUGAGGACCUCGAGCACUUCGCAGCGCACGAGUCCAUCGAGCGCGAAGAGGCCGCGCGUGAGGCACGCUUCCAGGGCAUAUCGGUCGAGGAGGCGCUCGAGCAGCACGAGCAGCACGACGAGCCGCAAGCACAGGUACCAGUGCAAGUCCCUGUGGGACAGCAGGAGGGCGAGGUGCAGCCAGACGCGCCGUCUGCGAACCUGCCCAAAUACACGCGCAGCAAGCCCGAUAGCGAUGACCCCGCGGUACGGUAUCAGAGCGCGAAGGCGGGAGGACAGUGGGGCGAGGGUGACGCGGGCUACAAGCCGCCCAAAUCUCCGUCCGAUCGGUUGAAGAAGAACGUUCCGUACAAGUACAAGUUCCGCCGAACCUGGGGCGACUUCUGAACCCGCGUCUCGCUUUUGCGUGCUGACACCCGUUUCGCGUAUUGAUUAUUGGUUUCAUCGGAUAUUUAUGUGCGCCUUAAGGCGCAGGACUGGGGACAUAAUCUCGCGAGAAUUUACUCGCAGCCAUAUCUAUCUUCCGGCGUGAGACCCGCGGUGUCUUGCUAGCAAUGGAAGGGGAACUCGUGUCAAGAUUGACCGUGUAUGUCACAGAAGCGUGCUGAGGGUGACCGUGCAGCGUAAGCUUUGGUUACGGCCCGCUUUGCUAACCACGCUUGUGUCAAUAUCCCGCUCAUGAGGUUAGCAGUUACACGCAUUUUCACUCAUACAAUCAAUCGAAGCAUCAGUUUCUGCGGUCGAUAAUC